Messenger RNA from Protopolystoma xenopodis, 249 nucleotides. The record is from the annotation of a GenBank genome assembly. Lineage: Eukaryota; Metazoa; Platyhelminthes; Monogenea; Polystomatidea; Polystomatidae.
AUGGGUAUGAUCUUUCGUGUCCGUCGCCAUACGUCUCUGUUUAUGCCCGCUAUGCCUUCAUAUUCAGACGCCAGUCUUUGGGAUGUCUAUUCUCAGCUCACCACCUCGCCAACAAGCCCCGGCCGGCUUGAUCUGAGCUCCUGCCUUCAGAUGGGCCCCUUUAGACAUUUAGUCGUGGCCACCUUCACAUUCUCGCAGGUCUCCGAAGCCGUGUAUCCGUGUCGCUACGAUACAGAACCAACGACAUGA